Messenger RNA from Solea senegalensis (Senegalese sole), 3282 nucleotides. RefSeq names its product myeloid-associated differentiation marker-like. Lineage: Eukaryota; Metazoa; Chordata; Actinopteri; Pleuronectiformes; Soleidae. The transcript has a single exon. Gene Ontology annotation, cellular component: membrane. The record is from RefSeq and is a predicted model, not a curated record. Bases 241 to 1095 code for a protein of 284 amino acids.
GUGAAAGGCAACAGGGGCCAUAAACUGCACAGAUGAGCCCAGGAUUCUCUGUUUGAAUAUUCUCCACCACACUUCAGUUUUGGACACACCUGCUGGGUCUCUUGCCUGCAUGGAUUUGGUGGAACAAAAAACCAUGGAACAGGUUUGAAUAUAAAAAUCAAGGCUGCACUGAGGAUGUACUUAAACUGAAUUUGGCAAAAAAAAAUCCAGGGUUACAGAGACUUAUCCCGUCAUUCAGCCAUGAUUCAAGUGGAUUUGAGGUCAGUCACCCAGCCGGUAGGCAUCAUGCGAAUAAUGGCAACCAUCCUUACUUGUGUGUGUUUCAUACUGGUGGCAAUCGCGGGACACAACCCAUCGUCCUACUGGGUGUGGUGCAUGUUCACCUGGUGCUUCUGUUUCUUCUUCACCCUUCUCAUUCUCAUUCUGGAGUUCACCACGCUUAGUGCCAAGUUACCUUUCGCCUGGGAUGACUUCACCACCGCCUUUGCGAUGCUGGCUGGCCUCCUGUGCUUGACCACCUCCAUCAUCUACCCCAUUUUUUUCACCUGCCACGCCUGUCACCACCAGAUCGCUGCAUCGGUGGUUUCCUGGCUCUGUUUUGGAUUGUAUGCAAGUCAGGUGGUUCUGACACGUCUUCAUCCAAGUGGACAGAUCAGUGGAUUUCUCUCUACAUUGCCCGGCAUAAUGAAGAUGCUGGAGACCUUCCUCGCUUGUCUCAUCUUCACAUCCUUGGAGAUAAACCAUUACACUGGCUCACCAGGACUACAAUGGUGCGUGGCUGUGUACUCCCUGUGUUUCAUCUUUUCCAUAGCCAUAAUUCUGCUCACCACUGGACAGCUGAUCUCUUUUUUUCCAAUCCCAUUUGACAAGGUUGUCGUGGUCUAUAAUAUUUUGGCAGCAGUGAUGUAUACGACAGCUAUGGUGAUCUGGCCACUGUACAGUUUCCGUGGCAAUCAGAGACCUAGUAACUGUGGCCACUUCUGUUCCUGGGAUAAACUGGUGGUGAUCACCUUCAUGACAAUCUUUAACUUUAUUGUCUACACCCUGGACGCCGUCUACUCUCUGCGCAUUGUGUUCUUUAUUAGUAACCAGUAAUAAAUGAAUGUAAACAAGACAUAUUAUUUUGCCCCCUUGACUCAAGUCUUGACUCAAAUGUUGUGCCUUUUGUGCUAAUGUUUUUACAAAAAAGUGAGUACUCAUAAUAUCUACAGUAUGUGCAAAGACAUGGUAAUGGUUAAUGAUUAAAAGUGGCAUCAUUAUCAUAACAGUAAACUAGCCGAGCAGAACUUUGGAUCCUAAUAUACACACUGAAGUGGUGAUAAUAAGACAUAAUUAAAUUAUGCAAAAGGUGAAUGUAUUUUUGCAUGCACGCUUUUUGUCUUUCCAUUUAUGGGUGUUAUAUCUUGGGAUAUAUAAGUAUACAGUAUAUAUAUUUAUUUUGUUUUCAUGCUGAGAUAGGCAACAGGGGCCAUAAACUGCACAGAUGAGCCACAGAUGAGUCACAGCCUGGAUGAGAGGAGAGAGCCAGUAAGAGAUUUACAGAUUAACAAAAAAAAAUAAAAAAUAAAAGAAUGUGUGGGAAAAGUUAACUGGCAAAUCCUUUAUUCAACAGCAGCUGCUGCAUUGGAUUUGUCACUUGGUGUCAUGUUUUCUUUUUUAAAGCUUAUUUUCUUUCUAGGUUUUGUUGUGGGCAUCAAUUCUUUUCUUUUUUAAUCAUCUGGAAAUUAAUAACGUCAUCCACGUCUCACCUGUAAUCCUGCAGCCAUUGUGCCACCCUGUAAACCAAUCUGUGUGAGUGAACUCCAGGAAAAACUAAGUGAAGCGUGCAAAGUUUUCCUUUCUUUAAAAGUCAGUCUGUCCACCAACGAGUCUAUAUGUGGCAGAUGAGACCGCAGUGUACAGAGGGCAGGGUCUGCUUUGAUUUGAAUUACAACAAAUUACAAAAAAGUUUUAUCUGAACCAGUAAAACCAGUACUUGAGGUGACAAUAAUUACCUGGAGAAACAAAUCUAUUACUAAGUGCAUACACAUUUGCACCGAACACAUGGUAACUGGAAAGACCUGAAGUCUUUCAACACCCAGUAUGUUAAUACUGUGAUCCUCUAAGGUGAGUCCAAUUGACAGAGUAACAGAGAGUCAACCAACAGACGCUGAGUCACUCAUUGUCACACCGACCCCGUUUCCUUUUUCGUGGUCAUUAUCUUCUAUCAGUGGCCUUUAAAUCAAACACAGCAGACUCCCAAUGCCCUCUGGGGCUGAGCGUGAACACUGUGAAUAUUAAUCACCACAGUUAAGAUCAGACCACUGGAAGAGUGUAAAAACAAAAAAAACUAAAAAAAUGGUCUGUUUGUGUAAACACUACACUCGCAGGUCACAUUAUUAGGCACACAGGUCUUCUGCCGAAGCUCAUCGCUUACAAGGUUUGACAUGCUGUGCGUUCUAAAAGGGUCUUCUGCAUAAUUUGGCUGGAACAAAUGGACAUUUAUGUUACUGUUACCGUCCUGUCAUGUGAUAGCUACCCAUUGGAUUUUUAUAGAUCAAUCAAACCCAAAUCCAAGCUCUCUUUUCUCAUUAAACAACCUGCUCUAUGUCUGUUAGCUCCCGGGAAAUCUUGUGCAGUUUUCUUGUUUUUAGGCGUCUUCCUAGGUUUUAAUAUCCCUGGUUUUAUGUUUCAGAAAUUCUGAAUGUUUUUAUUGAAUUUAAAUACACCAAAUGGACUGUUGACGACACAAUGAAAUGAUCUGUUUGAUUCGUAUGAUUCAAGUAUGUGGGUUUUUAUAUUAAACGUCACCUGGUGUGGCACUGCUGUCCAAGGCAAAUUACCCUGUGGAAUAAUUAUGUAAAUCUUAAUUCUUCAGUCUUGAAACUGUCCAUUAUCCUCUGACUAAACAACCUUGUCAUUUUCGGUCAUUUAAAUCACUUUUUUCUCCCAUUAUCGUGGUCAGUUUGAUCUUGGCUAUCUCCAUAUGCCUAGUUGUACCUAAUAAAGUGGCAAGUGAGGGUAUAAGUCUGGUUAUAUACCAUAUCUAUGUAUGAUAUGAAUCAUAUGCUUUAAAAAUGGUGACGCUGGACUGGGUACAGUCAGCUUUCAUGAACAGGAAACAGUGAAAGCUCCAGGAUUAAAUCUUCUGUCACAGUGUAGCCAGUAGGAAAACUGGUCCACUAAUCUGCUGCUGUUAUUUCUGUUCUAUCAUUGACAAUUAUUAGUAUAAACAAAACUAAUCUAUGCAAUGAAAUUAGAGCCGUGCAGAUAAUGCAAUAAAAAUGAACCGCUACAUUUAAA